AUGCGCCUCGGUCACUGGAAGCACCGGCUCGUUGAGGCCAGGCAGCGCCACGGCCUUCCGAGGGAGAUCGAGGUGCGUUUGGAAGUUCUCGAGGUGCCGUUGACAACGACGUGCUUGGCCAUCGAGACGUACGUCGCCCAUCACGGUCAUCUCGACAGCAUGUCCGGAGCCUUCGUCGUGCCUGCUUCCAGCAACUGGCCACCGGCGCUUCACGGCACCGCUCUCGGCACGUUUGUGGCGACGCUAACACCCGACAACAGCGAGUUGACGGCCGGACAGAAGAUCGUGCUGCACACCCUUGGUGUGACGCUACCUCCGGGCACCGAUGCGCCGUUUGGUCGCUACCACAGUCUCGACGACGUCAGCGUCGACUGGGUCGCUUGUUUUCUGGCGCUCGAGACGUUCCAGUUGAGAGAAAGGCCAUUGCUGCGUGCCUGA
This is a messenger RNA of Saprolegnia parasitica CBS 223.65, 438 nucleotides long. RefSeq lists its product as hypothetical. Bases 1 to 438 code for a protein of 145 amino acids. The record is from RefSeq and is a predicted model, not a curated record. Lineage: Eukaryota; Oomycota; Saprolegniomycetes; Saprolegniales; Saprolegniaceae. The transcript has a single exon.